Oryza brachyantha (malo sina) is the source of this 2561-nucleotide messenger RNA. Its product is annotated as probable leucine-rich repeat receptor-like protein kinase At1g35710. Gene Ontology annotation, molecular function: protein binding. The transcript has a single exon. Lineage: Eukaryota; Viridiplantae; Streptophyta; Magnoliopsida; Poales; Poaceae. The record is from RefSeq and is a predicted model, not a curated record.
AUGGCACGGCCACGCCGCGUCUUCCCUCUGCUCGUCCUCGUGGCGGCCGCCGCGGCCAUCUCUGUCUCUGCGCCGGCAAUAGCAGCGACGGCGUCGGAAGCCGACGCGCUGCUUGCGUGGAAGGCCAGCCUGACCAACGCGACCGCGCUGUCCGGAUGGACCCGGCCGGCGGCGGCGGCGGCGGCGUGCAGCUGGAGAGGCGUGACCUGCGACGCCGUUGGGGCCAGCGUCGUGGUGCUGCGGCUCCGGAAGCUGGGGCUCAGCGGCGGCCUCGACGAGCUCGACUUCGCGGCGCUCCCGGCACUGACAGAGCUCGACCUCAACGGGAACAACUUCACCGCCGACAUCCCGGCCAGCAUCUCGCGGCUUCGCUCGCUCACCUUGCUCGACCUCGGCAACAACUGAUUCAUUGGCUCCAUCCCGCCGCAGCUGGGCGAACUCUCCGGCCUAGUUGAGCUCCACCUCUACAACAACAACCUCGCCGGCGAGAUUCCGCCGGCUUUGUUCCCGAGUUGGCCCGAGCUCAUAUACUUUGGAGUCCAGCUCAACUCGCUCACCAGAAACAUUCCGCCGGAGCUGGGCAAGGCGAGGAAACUGGGCGUCCUGUUCCUAUACACCAACAAGCUUAACGGCUCCAUCCCCGCGGAGCUCGGCGAGUUGGGGAAUCUGACAGAGCUGGAUCUGUCGGAUAACUCGCUCACCGGACCGAUCCCCAGCUCGCUCGGCAAGCUCAAGCAGCUCACGAGGUUGUCUCUGUUCUUCAACAAGCUCACCGGCCUGAUCCCGCCGGCGAUCGGCAACAUGACGGCGUUGGAAAACUUCGACGUCAACACCAACCGUCUGGAAGGCGAGCUGCCCGCCACCAUCUCGGCCCUCAGGAACCUCGUGUCCCUCUCCGUGUUCGACAACAAAAUGAACGGCACCAUCCCGGCGGACCUCGGCAAGGGCCUGGCCCUGCAAACCGUGAGCUUUGCCAACAACAGCUUCUCCGGCGAGCUGCCGCGGCACCUCUGCGACGGAUUCGCGCUGGAGCGUUUCACGGCGAACCGCAACAACUUCAGCGGCUCGCUGCCGCCGUGCCUGAAGAACUGCACGGCGCUGCUCCGCGUGCGGCUGGAGGGGAACCGCUUCACCGGCGACAUCUCGGAGGCCUUCGGCGUGCACCCUUUCUUGGACUACCUGGACGUCUCCGGGAACAAGCUCACCGGCCGGCUGUCGUCUGACUGGGGAAAAUGCACCAACCUCACCUAUCUGUCUGUCAACAACAACAGCAUGUCCGGCAACCUGGAUUCAACCUUCUGUACACUGUCUUCUCUUCAGUUUUUGGAUCUCUCCAAGAACCAAUUCAGUGGUGAGCUCCCAACUUGCUAGUGGGGAUUGCGAGCUCUGCGGUUUCUGGACGUCUCCAGCAACAGCUUUUCCGGUGAAUUGCCAACAUCAGCAAGCCUCGAACUUCCUCUCAAAUCUCUGCAUCUUGCUAACAAUAGUUUCUCUGGAGUUUUCCCGACAGUCAUUGACAAAUGCGGAGAGCUUGUUACCCUAGACAUUGGGAGCAACAAGUUCUCCGGCCAGAUUCCUUCUUGGAUUGGAACUAGUCUUCCUCUCCUAAGAAUUCUUAUCCUUCGAUCAAAUAAUUUCAGUGGAGAGAUUCCUAGAGAAUUAUCCCAACUUUCUCAGCUUCAACUUCUUGAUUUGGCCAGCAAUAGGUUAACCGGGUUCAUCCCAACAACACUGCUCAACUUACCAUCCAUGACAAAACCAAAAACCUUGCCCACAACACAAUCUUUUACUUGGGAAAUCCCCAUUUUCCAGCCACAAGCACCCCAGGUUACCAACCCUCGUCAGAGAGGAAAACCAAACAAUCAGUCCCCUCUUGAUCAGUCUAGAGACAGAGUAAUCAUAUUAUGGAAGGGACACGAAGAAACUUUCCAAAGAACAGCGAUGAUAAUGACAGGUAUUGAUUUAUCAAGCAAUUCACUUCACGGUGAGAUCCCAAACGAGCUAACAUACCUUCUGGGCCUCCGGUUUUUAAACUUGUCGAGAAAUGAUCUUUCAGGCAGCAUUCCAGAAAGAAUUGGCAAUCUGAAUAUCUUGGAGUCGCUUGACUUAUCAUGGAAUGAGCUUUCAGGUGUUAUCCCUGCAGGCAUUUCAAACCUAUCAUCACUCAGUGUGCUAAAUCUCUCGAACAACCGCUUAUGGGGCCGCAUACCCACAGGAAAUCAACUUCAGACACUUUUGGAUCCAUCAAUCUACAGCAAUAAUUUGGGCCUCUGUGGCUUCCCUUUGAGUAUAGCCUGCCAUGCAUCUAGCCUGGAUGAGAAAAUUGAAGAAUUUGCUUUUGAUAUGGUCUUAUUUUACUUUGUAAUUGCUGGCGUUGUUUUUGGGUUUUGGGUUUGGUUUGGAUCUCUAUUUUUACAUAAGCCACUGAGAGUUUUUGUUUUCCAUCUUGUUGACCGCACACAAAGAAGUUGCGCAAAUUGCAAAUGUUUUACGCCCUAAAGUACUCUUCAGAUGCAGGUCAGCAACGAAGUAAUGCUUUCCUGUUGCUUUUCUUUGAGAGA